CCAGAAGACAUCUGGGCGCAUGGGAGUCUUUUAUACUCAAAAUAAAUUGCAAGCGCAGUUAGUACUGGAGACAACCUUGGGGGUGGUUGGAGCAGGCGGAAGGAUGAGCAGUAAUAGCAAGCAGUCGGUGGGCGCCAUGGAUAAGGAGCGGUUCGUGGCCUUCUUCCCCCAGGUGGUUAAGGAUCUCACGGACGAUGGGCUUCAGCAGAAGGAAGUGGCCGAUGCUUUUAUCCGGUUGAAAGAGGUACUUGAGUACAACGCCAUUGGUGGGAAAUAUAACCGGGGCUUGACCGUGGUAGCUGCUUACCGGGAGCUGGUAGGACCUGAGAAACAGGAUCAGAAGAGCCUCCAGCAGGCGACGGUUGUCGGCUGGUGUGUUGAACUGGAAGGCAUCGGCUUGGACGCUGUGAACGACUCGUUUUUGCUGGAAGCGAGCAUCUACCGGCUGCUCAAGCGGUACUGCCAAGACCAGCCGUUCUACCUCAAUCUGCUGGAGUUGUUCCUCGAGAUGACGUUUCACACCGAAGUUGGGCAAACCCUGGAUCUUAUUACCGCACCGUCGGUGGAUCUGGACCGCUUCACAGAAGAGAGGUACAAGACGAUUGUAAAAUACAAGACCGCGUUCUAUUCUUUCUACCUCCCGGUGGCUGCCGCGAUGUACAUGGCUGGUAUUGACGGCGAACAGGAACACGCUCACGCCAAAGCCAUUCUCCUAGAGAUGGGGGAAUUCUUCCAGAUUCAGGAUGAUUUCCUGGAUUGUUUCGGAGAUCCCAGCGUGACCGGGAAAAUCGGGACCGACAUUGAAGACAAUAAAUGCAGCUGGUUGGUGGUGCAGUGCUUAAAACGAGCUUCGCCGGAGCAGAGGCGGCUCCUGGAGGAAAACUACGGCCAAAAAGAUCCGGAGAAAGUCGCACGUGUGAAACAGCUCUACGAGACCCUGGACUUGAAAGGGGUCUACCGGGACUAUGAAGAGAAGAGUUACCAGGCUUUGCUAGAUGUGAUCCGCCAGCACGCCGUCCGCCUUCCGAGCCAGGUUUUCCUUAACUUAGCUCAACUGAUCUACAAGAGGCAGAAAUGACACACAAACACACACACACACCCCUUCGGCCGUGAAGAAGGAACCAGCCUGUAGCAAACGGUGUGUGCUUGUUCGGGGAACGAUGCGCCGAGGGGAGCCGGCGACGGUCUCCCUCUCCUUAGAUCCAUCGCCUGUGUCUGUCUUCGAGUUCUUGUCUCCGCAGUGCGUCUACACUGCAAGCGUUUGGCGCCGGGUUCGGAAACCAGUUUCGCUCCUGGGAAUUGUCGGCGUGAGGCGGGGGGAACGGCCACCUGUCUUUUAAGAGGCUGGUUUUGCUUUUAGAAAGUUUAUUUUAUUUUGAAGGCUGCUAAGAAGACAAAAAGAGGCUCAGAAUUUUUUAAAUCCCUCUUUUUUUCCCCCAGUAGCAACUUAAAAAUGGAGACGCUCUCAGGCAACUGUUAUACGGUUCACGUUUUCUUUCUUUUUUUUAAAUUCUAUUUUAUUUAAUUUUAGGCUUGGCCAAGUACCAGGCGACCUCUUUCUGCCUUUCUCUUCUGUAAAGAGAAAGCGAGGGAGAUGAAUUUUAGUUACAGGUUGAACAAGUGACUUUUUUUUAGUAACUAACCAUUCCUUGAUGCCCCUCCAGAGUAGCAUGUCUUUCUGGGUUCGGGGCCCUUUUCAAACCCCCAAAAUAACUUCGGCAAAGUUUUGCUUUUUCCCAUUCUAAAAACAAAUAUUUCCUUGUGUUGUCUACCUCCGGGUGAAGCGAUGCUGUGCGGAAGGAUGUUUUUCUGUCAAAUAACUACACACACACAGAGAGACAAACACAUCUUCCCUGGCCUGGACUAAUAAUUCACACACAUCCGCGGACAAGAAUAGGAUUGAUAGAAUCAUUCUGCUUUUUUUUUUUUGGCUUUGUUUUGAGCGAGAAACAGUCUGAGGUUCAUAAAACUGGAUGUCACGAUCUUCUCCUGGGACACGCACAUACCUGGCAAUAUCCUUCAGUCUCUGGACAAUCCUCACACUCUUUAUUUAUAGUUUUCUUGGGGUAACCGGAGUAUAAUCCUGUCCCCUUUAGGAAGGAUUUUGUUGUGGUGGCCAAGACCCCUUCUCUUUUGCUCUGGAAUAGCAUCUGGAGAUGAAACCGUUUGCAUGUGUCUCUUUGUGUGAGUGUGGCCGAUAACGUAGAUCAAGAGGAAAUGUACAGGCUGGAGAGGGGGAAAAAAGGUAGCAAUUAAAUUAUUUUUCAAAACUGGA
This is a messenger RNA of Pogona vitticeps (central bearded dragon), 2275 nucleotides long. NCBI's taxonomy places the organism in Eukaryota, Metazoa, Chordata, Lepidosauria, Squamata, Agamidae. The record is from RefSeq and is a predicted model, not a curated record.